GAUGUUUCCGUCGCUAGUGAAUGACGACAGGAAGUCGCAUGGUUGCAUAAUUCGGGCAACAUGGCUGCACCCGUUCGACUUCUGCUUCGCCGGGUGAUCCGUCUUUCUCACAGAUGUAACAACGUUACCGCUGCUGGAGUUUCAGCACGGUCCCGUUGCUGUUGGGGACCGUCGACCUGUCGUUGUUUUAGCGAUGUAGCCGGAGACAGAAGCACACAUUUUGGGUUUGAAACGGUGCCAGAGACAGAGAAGGCGGAGAGAGUGUAUAAGGUGUUUAAGAAUGUGGCACAGAAGUAUGAUACUAUGAACGAUGUCAUGAGUCUGGGGAUUCAUCGACUGUGGAAGGACAUGCUGCUGCACGUCAUGCACCCACAGCCCGGGGCGCGGCUACUGGACGUGGCAGGUGGAACAGGUGACAUUUCCUUCCGUUUCCUGGAGUACGUUCAUUCUCAGCAAGAACGGCAGAAGCGGCGGAUGGCACGAUCCGUGCAGACGCCAUCUUCACAGGACAUUUCCAACGACUACUCCGCAGAGCACGAGGACACGCCCCAGGAAUCCAGGGCUGUGGUCUGUGACAUCAACAAGGAGAUGCUGAACGUGGGCAGGACGAGAGCCGACAGCAUGGGCAUCAGUGCUGGUCUGUCGUGGGUGGUGGGAAAUGCAGAGGAGCUGCCCUUUGAUGAUGACCAGUUUGAUAUCUACACUAUCGCCUUCGGCAUUCGAAACGUCACCCAUAUAGAUCAGGCACUGCAGGAGGCUCUGCGGGUCCUAAAGCCUGGUGGCAGGUUCAUGUGCUUAGAGUUCAGCAAAGUGACAAAUCCUGUAUUGGCAAGGAUGUAUGACACCUAUAGUUUUCAGAUGAUCCCAGUUUUGGGAGAGGUGAUUGCUGGAGACUGGAAGUCGUACCAGUAUCUGGUAGAAAGCAUCCGCAAAUUCCCGGAACAGGAGGAGUUUAAACAUAUGAUCGAGGAUGCAGGUUUCUACUGUGUGAAGUACCACAACUUCACCGGUGGGGUUGUGGCUCUUCAUUCAGGUUUCAAGCUGUGAGAUGCACUCUUGACACCUGUAAGGGAAAAUAAAAUGCAAAAAGACGGGCACUGUGUUUUAGGCUUUUCUGCCUGUAGAACAAACGGUCUGCGAAGUUCUCAUACAUGAAUUUCAGAGCAUUCAUUCCCAGAGCUCCUGUUUGCAGAUGUCGCUGGACAAUGACAGAAUAUCAGCUCAGUGGACAUAUGUAUUAAUAUGUAUUAAUUUAUUAUUUACUGCCGAUGGUCUCGGUUCAAUUAAACUUCAGUUAUGACCAAUGUUGGUGUAAUGAAUGCCUCACUGAAAAACAAAAUGUCACAAAAUCGGGAGUAUCAGUGUUCUGACUACUGGCAAGUGAAUUAAACCAUGGAAUUGCAGUUAGUUUUGAAUAGUUUUUAUCAUAUUUAUGAAAACAAAUAAAUGUGAUUUUAGUUUCUGAAUGGAUUAUUCUUACAGCUACGAAAGGCAAACCAAUUAUCCUACUAACUCUUAGAAAGCAUAACAUAAAUCUCAAUGCAGAUAAUAGAAAUGAGGACACCACAACAUGACUUUACUUGAAUAAAACUGUAUAUUUUACAGAUCUUUGUACACUUUAAUUACAAAACUGUAUGGUACUAAAGUUUUAAAAUCAGUUUUUUGGUCAGAGAAGAUUUAAUAUUCUUGUGUGCAAUUACCAUGUAUAUACAAAGUCUCAUGUUAGUGAUUUUUCUCAAAAUAAAAAGCAACCAAAUAACUCAAACGUUCAUACACUCUGAACAUAAGACAUGGCUUAAAGAUAAAUAUAUUAGUAAAUAAAUAUUCAGAGAACAUAUUUCCAUUUAUGAAAUGUGUUUGCUAUACAGGUACAGAAAUAUACACGGAUUGAUUUCUAGCCUUUUUAAAACAUUUGUAAUGGUAAUGACAGAAAAUAAUUAUAUUCUUAAAAAAUAUUAAUUUUUGUACACAUUUUAAUCUUCUUAAGUGCUAGAAACAAUGACAAAAAAAUUAAAUAGUGACUCAAGUACCCCAAAAUGUUAUAUUUGCAGUAGGUACAUAUCUCUAUGCAAAAGGCAAGUUUAGAUUCUCACUUGAUUACAGCACUGGGUUAACCUAUAAAUAGGGUUAUUUCAGAAAGUUUUCCUCUGUAGAGAAUGUGUAUAUUUCAUAGAAACAGUAUAAAAACAGUCUGCAGGACAAACAGAAAGGCAUGAAUGACAAACGUUGAUAUCGCGAGUAUGUAUUAUGCAUGGCACGAUAUGAUUAAAAUGGAUACACUGUGGUAUGUAUAACUGCAUCAUUUAAA
Molecule: messenger RNA, 2308 nt
Organism: Etheostoma cragini (Arkansas darter)
Lineage: Eukaryota; Metazoa; Chordata; Actinopteri; Perciformes; Percidae
Gene: coq5
Product: coenzyme Q5, methyltransferase
Exons: 7
Coding region: 61-1047 (328 amino acids)
Biological process (GO): ubiquinone biosynthetic process
Molecular function (GO): methyltransferase activity
Source: RefSeq, a predicted model, not a curated record